AUGUCGACAAAAAGCUGGACGGAACUCGCUGAAGAAGAGCUUCUCAAUGAAUUGGAAAAAGCUGUGGAUAUACUUGAGAUUGCAAAUUAUUGCUGCGGUGUACCCCCGAUCGUGCUUCGCUGGGACCCCAAGCCAGGAAAUUCAAUGGAAGCGCUCCUUCAGACCUGUGUCCCGGCAUCGUUCGGUCUCGGAGGAAAAGAUGUGCUUGGUGAAACAUAUCGUAAAGCCGGCAAGCUCGAUAGAAGCCAGUUUUCCAUCGACUUCCAUCCGCAUGACUAUGGAAUCCUUGAUGUUGUUGCUCAAACGUUACAGCAGAAUGUUUUUCAACCAGACAUUUUGUGGAAUAGGAGUAAUCAUCGAGGUGUGCUUGCCGAAUUAUACAAGCUCAAUAUCUAUUCUGGCCCCAGCGGAAAAUUUAAAGCACAUGUGGACACGCCACGUGGCACGAGACAGUUUGGUUCUCUAGUCGUCUGUCUUCCAUGUUCUUAUCAAGGUGGACAAUUGCGCGUCACCCACAGAGGCUCUAACACUUUUUUUUUUGACUGGGGCAAUAAAUCGGACAGCAUCCAAUGGGCUGCGUUCUAUAGUGACUGCGAGCACGAGAUACCCGAAGUCACGAGUGGUCAUCGUGUGACGUUGACCUAUAAUCUCUAUAUCUCGCAGCAAAUUGGUAUCCCCUUGCAAAAGAACCUGGUAGUAGAUUCGCCCUUAUCGCCCUUGUAUGAAGUUGCGAGAAAUGUUUUGGAUCAGCCUGAUUUCAUGAGAAGAGUUAUCGUUGACGUAUUGUUAGGUGGUGUGAUUGGAUUUUAUUGUAACCAUCUAUAUGCCCAUACUCAAGAAGACACAGAUGACGUCAUGCCAUAUGCAUUGAAGGGUAUUGAUAUGACCAUCUUUAAUACGUUUCAAUCGCUUGGUCUAGUGGUUAAGGCCUACCCUGUGCUGCGCCUGGAUCAUUGCCGGAAUAUUGUUGACGGAGGCGAAAGCGAAAGCGAAAGCGAAGAUGAAAACAAGUACAGAAGCGAAAACGAAAGUGAUGAUGGAAACAAAGGCAGAAGCGAAGUUGAAAGUGAUGAUGGAAAGGAAGGCAAAGAUAGGGUAUAUAUAACUCGAGCAGGAACUCAAUUCCAUGAAGUCGUGGAGAGUAAACUCAACGAACAACAUACAAAUGAUCUUGGAUGGCUUGGCUUAAUGGUAGGGGAGGUAGCCGUACUCCUGCAUUAUGCAAUAGCAUAUGGGAAUGAAUCAAGCGUCAUGUGCUUCUACUCCGAUGCUGCUAUUCUAAUUGAGGUACCAGCCUACGAUGAAAGAAUGGCAAAGAGCUUGGCAUGA
Molecule: messenger RNA, 1329 nt
Organism: Botrytis fragariae
Lineage: Eukaryota; Fungi; Ascomycota; Leotiomycetes; Helotiales; Sclerotiniaceae
Exons: 7
Coding region: 1-1329 (442 amino acids)
Source: RefSeq, a predicted model, not a curated record